ACGAGGCACAGAGCAAUCAGAUCAAGUUCGCAGGCACGCACGGAUGCGGUUACCGAAGCGCGCGCACGUUCCGGCCAAGAGCCGCAACUCCUCCUCAAACCCCACACGAGGCCGCCGAUCAAAGCCUCAAGCAGUAGCAAAACCGCCCGUUACACCACCGCAAGGCCACGCACCUCCGCCACCGCCGAUGAAGGGCGCCGAUGCCGAGCCCGAAACGGGAUCCUCCCCGACCAUCGACGUGUCGCUGCCGGCGACGCAGACGGCGCUCCGGCGCCCUGCCCAAGUGAUAGAGCGGAAGCUGGACGAGUUGGACGCCUGGCUUACCAAGGCGCUCGCCUCCCGGCCCCGGCGCUCCGACGUGGACGGCAGCCUCUUCACGGAUAUCGGCGCCAAGACCGACUUCCUCCGCAUGCUCAUCGCCGCCGAGCGGGACAGCUACCGCGGCGCGCUGCCCGAGCAUCUCGUCGAUGUCGAGUGGCGAUUCGGCGUCCUCGAGAGGACGAUCGAGGAUUGGGCGCACAGUGCCGUCGCCGCGCCGACCAAGGAAGAAGAAGAAUCUGAUGAGGCGGCGGCCGGGUCAGCGUCCGGGUCCGUGUCCGGGUCUGGCGGCUGCUCGUGCACCGACUCCUGCUCCGGAUUUGAGGUAAUGGGCAAGGAGGCUGCGUUCGACGCCAAGUGCAAUUUGGACCAGGAUGACGCGGAAGCACACAAGGUCAAGGAGGCAGCGGCGGUGGCAGCGACAGCGGCCGCAGCAGCACCGAUAGAAGUGCCGUCGGCGACAAGGACUACCGCUCGGAGGCGCUGGUGGACACGGCGGGCUGCAUUGUGCGGCGCUGCCGCGGUGGUGGCGGUGGUCGCGCUCGGGGCCGGGCUGGCGUUAGAGUUUGCCGCGGUGGCUCAGCAAUCUGCUUAUGUUGUUCCGACGUAGAGUACAUGGCGGUUGUUUAGUUUUAUCCUUGUUUCUUCCGUUUGUUCUCAGUCUUGUAAAGUUCAAGCCAAUUUGUCAACUCUUAUUUUCUCUGACAGGCAAAGUUGUGAUCUUCAUAGUAAUUCAAAUCUAGAUUUGUACUCCUUCAGGAUAAUUGAUUCGCGCUGUCUUUCUGAAA
Lolium perenne is the source of this 1106-nucleotide messenger RNA. RefSeq lists its product as uncharacterized. NCBI's taxonomy places the organism in Eukaryota, Viridiplantae, Streptophyta, Magnoliopsida, Poales, Poaceae. The record is from RefSeq and is a predicted model, not a curated record.